Messenger RNA from Myzus persicae (green peach aphid), 2718 nucleotides. RefSeq lists its product as uncharacterized. Gene Ontology annotation, cellular component: phosphatidylinositol 3-kinase complex. Gene Ontology annotation, biological process: intracellular signal transduction; phosphatidylinositol phosphate biosynthetic process. Gene Ontology annotation, molecular function: 1-phosphatidylinositol-3-kinase regulator activity. NCBI's taxonomy places the organism in Eukaryota, Metazoa, Arthropoda, Insecta, Hemiptera, Aphididae. The transcript has 8 exons. The coding region runs from base 340 to 2232 and encodes 630 amino acids. The record is from RefSeq and is a predicted model, not a curated record.
AAGGAUACUGAUAACGAAAUAUACAUUAUAAGCAAUGAGAACCACUGUUCAGUUCGGUUCUGUUGUUUAACUACUCUAAAGUCCCGUGUUAUUUUGAUAAGCUUUUAUAUUGGAAUAAAUAAUAAUACAUAAUAUUUCCUUUCUUCGAGUUUGGAUUUUAAUCCCAAUAUUUUUAAGUAAUUGUAGUUAUGUUGAAAUAGUAGUCGAAAUUUAGAAUACUGUGAAACUCUUCAGUAUCAAAUUCAAGAUUGGAGUGCUAAAGGAAUCGGUACCAAUAUGUGGACAACAGCCAAAUGUUGUUGGAGGCAUGACUGAUUUCCUGCUGGAUUUUAGUAUGGGAUGGAUUCGCCAACAUCUGAUGUGCUUUUACUCAGUGAAGACGACAGUGGUCUGUUGGUUAAUGGUUCGUUUUCAAACAGUUCCGCCAGUAGCAGUUCUAACAAGCAUUCACCACAAUUCAAAUGUAAAGAAUGUGAUGAUGAGUUGUCAUUAAGUCAAGAAGAUUCUUUAAUUGAUGAUUCUGAUACAUCAUACACACAACAGUUUAAUACAUUGAAAAAAUGUCCCAGUGUUCAAAAAUCGGAGAAUCCAAUUCAACCUCCUGUUGAGUUUCAAGACUCUCCGUGCAAUUCUUUUAAUGUUUACUCUCCUCCGUUUGAAUUUAAAGACAAUCAAUUUAGACAUGUUUGUUCUCCUGUCUACACUAAUGAAUGUAUGAUUCGUGUUGAACAAUAUGCAGAUGGUUUUAUAAAGUCGUUGAUUAAUGACUCGCUGAAACACUUAGAUCCAUUGCAUGAUACUAGGCACUUUAAACAGCAAAAGCUGUAUCAUAAUUUGGGCAUUUAUUGGAAGACUAAUUACCGCUUACCAAAUGGGUCAAACAAUUCUUUAUUAUCAACUAUUUCAUCGUCUCAUAACUCCUUGUUUAAUGUAGUUUCUUCGGAUGACUCUAAUUUUAUAUCUUCUGCAGUUUCACAUGAUGCGCUUAAUAGUGAUACGUAUACAUUACCAAUCGAUAGUUCUCCAUUUAAUGUCGCUUUUCGACGACCAUUGAGAAAAAAGAGAAAAUUUCGCAAUCAGUGCCAUUCCGUACCACUUAGUAAAAAAUCAGGAGAAAAAUGUAUCAAUGUUCAAGAGCCCAUUCACAUGACUGUAAAAGAUGUACGAACCAUUCUUCACAAUAUUUAUAGCAAUACAGGAGAGUGUAGCAAACCUGAAGUUGCAAAUGUAUCAAAAUGCAAUAAUGUACAAAAUGAUCACAACAAAGAGAACUGUGUUAGCAAAAUAUCAUCAUCUAAAUGCAAAAUCAGAAAAAAUUCAUUUAUGGUGAAUAUUAAACAUAAGAAAGCUAAGGAGAAUAGUACUUCAGAAGAUAUUGCUGGACAUAGUUCUAGUCAUUCAACGAGAAAAAUCUUUUGUUCAUCUCCAUUUAUUUCAUCAACCAAGUCCAAUUUUUCUUUUAGUUUAAAACAAACGUUUUGUAAUAUUUUCCGAUCACGUAAAAGUACAUCAACAGACUUGGAUCCUGGAUUGAACCCGACAGAUACUGUUGUUCUUCUAGAUGUAACUAAAGAGGCAACAUUUGAAAAGCGGGCACUUCCACCAGUGCCUGAUGAUGGGCCCAGGGAUACUUACGAACGCGAGACCAGUAUGGAUUUUGCCACUAGUAUUGAAAAAGUGAAAGACUAUGGAUGGUAUUGGGGUCCAACAUCAGGAGAAGCUGCUGAAAAAAUACUUUCAAAUGAACCCGAUGGAUCAUUUAUUGUGCGUGACAGUAGUGAUGAUCAUUAUAUAUUUUCAUUGACAUUUAAGUUGAAUGGUUUUGUUCGACAUGUCAGAAUCGAGCACGAUCAAGGAAAUUUUAGUUUUGGUAGCUGUACAAAAUUUAAAAGUCACACGAUUGUUGAAUUUGUUGAAAAUGCCGUAGAACAUUCUCGCAGCGGGAGGUAUUUGUUCUUUUUGCAUAGACGUCCAAUCCUCGGGCCAAUGAGAGUACAGUUACUUCAUCCUGUCUCUCGAUUCAAACAAGUCCAAAGCUUACAACACAUGGCUAGGUUUGUCAUUUUGAAGACAGUACGUCGAGAUUUGAUCCACAAAUUGCCAUUACCCAGACGACUGAUUGAUUAUUUAAAUACACCACAUUAUUAUUGUGAACAACUGGGAAGCUCUGACAGUAGCCAAUCAACAACUCCUACUCCAGCUGUACAUCUAAUAUCAUUUACAACACCUUAAAUUUAUUGAUUCCUCAUUAGAAAUUUAAAUUAUUGGUAAAAAAUACUUUACUAAUACUUUGGUAAAUUUACUUUUAGCAAGACAUAUUUAAAAAUUAAACUAUAAGAAACAGUCAUAACCAUAAGUAUUCAUAUUAUUUCAUAUACAGCAACAAUUGCUAAGUAAUUUGACAAUUCAACUAUUUAGAGAUACAACUUAUUAAAUAAUGUCAUGAAACCGUAUAUAAUAUAAACUACAAUUUUGUUAUACAAAUCAAAUAACUAUUAGUACAUAAUAUCUAAUAAUGUGAAAGCAUAUAAAGAGCUUAAAUUAAUGUUCAACCGUGAUUUAUUUAUUUUUUAAUCUGGAAUUCUUUAUACCAGUUUGAUCCUGUUAGAGAGACUUUUAGUUGAGUUUAUAAUGUACAAUUAUUUAUUUUUAUACUUAGGGCCAUUAACAUUGUAUUGAUUUUACAAUAAGGUUCUGUACUUAAUUUAGUAUUAAUUU